Messenger RNA from Beta vulgaris subsp. vulgaris (sugar beet), 433 nucleotides. RefSeq names its product serine/threonine-protein phosphatase 7 long form homolog. The record is from RefSeq and is a predicted model, not a curated record. The transcript is spliced from 3 exons. The coding region runs from base 17 to 433 and encodes 138 amino acids. NCBI's taxonomy places the organism in Eukaryota, Viridiplantae, Streptophyta, Magnoliopsida, Caryophyllales, Amaranthaceae. Gene Ontology annotation, biological process: meristem development; meristem maintenance.
UUACAUUCUUGCAUUGAUGGGGUCCAUUCUUUUUGCCGACAAGAGUGGAGAUGCAGUCCAGGUUCUUUAUCUCCCGCUUUUAGCUGAUCUCGACGUAGCAGGGACAUAUAGUUGGGGUAGUGCGACCCUUGCAUACCUGUAUCGGCAGCUAUGUCGGGCAUCACAUAGGGGUGCGAGGGAGUUAGGUGGCCCUGUGUUGUUGUUACAGAUUUGGGCAUGGGAGCACAUACACAUUGGCAGACCUCGGAUUUCGAGGGUGCGGGACCCACCUCCACAGUUUGACGAGGCCGUUCCUAUUUUAGGCUCCCAGCAUGUUCCGGGGAUUGACCCCUUAGCUGUCAGUUGGCUUCGAGUACACAUCACUAGGUCCCACACAGCAGGUGGGCUUCCUUACUACGGGAUGCACUUGACCAUCAGACGGACGAGCAGAUGA